Molecule: messenger RNA, 2600 nt
Organism: Pecten maximus
Lineage: Eukaryota; Metazoa; Mollusca; Bivalvia; Pectinida; Pectinidae
Exons: 2
Coding region: 64-1152 (362 amino acids)
Source: RefSeq, a predicted model, not a curated record
UCAAGCCAAAACCAGAGUUGUAAACAUUAGAAGAUUAAAACCCUACCGGGGGGAAACGAAAAGAUGGUUUGUGUCAGGAUCAGACAGAGUAUUGAGACCGUAAACACCAUUAGGACCAUAGUGCAUGAUAACCAAAGAGUACGGUUAGGUAAAGAUGAAUUUCAUAUAUGUUGCAGAGACAUAAUGUUCCGGUACAAUCAACAUGAGUACGCCUGCGAAAAUGUCCUGUACCAGUGCGAGGAGUGUGGGAGAAGAUUUCAUACCCAGCAGAAACUAAACCACCAUCGUAGAAAUGAUCAUGGUCCCAGAAUCAGAUGUACCGAGUGCAGUUAUACUACCACUCAGGCGCGGCGCCAUCGCAUGAGGGACCACAUGAGGAUCCAUCAGCGGGAGAGACAGAAUAGACCUAGUCCCCGACCUAUUUUAAAGUCAACGGUGCAAUUUCCACCACCCGUGAAGACUGAGCACACCCCACCCCAACAGCGCCUUCUACAACAAAGUAACUCCCCGCAAAUUUCACCCCUGAUGUCAGAGUGGGAGGGAUCUCCACAGGUUACCCUUGGUGAGGAGGUGGAGCUACAUGAGACCCUCGCAGAGGCCAUGGGGUGGACCCAUUACAACAGUGUGGAUCAGGACAGUGCAAGAAAGGAGACCCCAGACAAGAAGGCAAGUGUGGAGGAGACAUCCCUGCCAUCUGGAUUACCCACCAUGCCGGAAUCAGCCAGCCUAUCAAAGGAGAUGACCCCGCCACCCUUGUCGGAAGCAACCUGCGAGAGGAGUAAGUCACCAUUACAGCCGAGGAUAACCGAGACAACAGCUGCAAGUACGGGAGGAAUCACAGAGACCAUCACGAGAACGGAGGGCAUUCCAACGGAGACUCUGGAUAAUUUAGCAGAGGAUCCGCGUUUCUUCUUCCUGGGAGCGCCUAGCACCAUUUUACAGGGGAACACAGCCCAACUAAUGAGGAGAACCCGUAUGGCCGCCAGGAGGAAGGGACAGCUGAGAAGACAUUUCGUCCCGUUGGGAUACCUCAGUGUGAGAAGAGAGGAAGUUGCCACCCUACCUGAUGGGACAACAUACCGGCUUAUAGACUACUGGACGCGGGAUCCUGAGUGUAAGAGAACGAGAGAGUGUUCCACCCAGACAGAGUGAGGUAUGAGUGUAGGUAUGUAUAUGUGUUGAAAGACUAGGACGUGUGUAUUUAGUGAGAAAGAGAGAGACGAGGAUCAGGAAAUAUUGAGAAUUUUAGGGUUGAAGUAGGAAUUGUAUAUAUAUAGUUGUUAUUGAUUAGAUGCAUGUAUCUACAGUAUGUAGUGGAAUGUAAGAGAUUGGGGUGGAUGAAAGUUGAGUGUUAAGAGCCUGUGCUACCAGUAGUGUACAUAUGUAAAUAUUUAUGUAAAUAACUUGUAUAUUCAACUUAUUCAAUACUUAUGUAGAAAUAAUGUGUUAGUACACUUGUUACAUGUAUAUAUUUAUAAUUGUGCGCUAUGAUCAAGUGAUGAUAAGUAUUCAGGUACUUAUACCUGUAUCAUUAUAGAAGUGAAGAUGUUAUUACUAGUCAAAGUUAAUAUUAGUUAUCUAUAGUUCAGCUAAAAGCUUUGUUAUUUAAACUGUAUGAUUUAUGUUUGUUCAAAUGGAGGUUAUAAUUACCGCAUUGUAUUUAAAUUAUAAAGUGUUAUGUCCGGGGCGGACAUUUAAGUGCGUUGGGGGUAUUGUAACGUUCCCCGGUUCACAAAAUUGCUAGGUAUGUGUGUGAGAAAGAUCGUUGUUGGCGUUUAACAUAUCGUAUGGAAUCAGAGAGUAUUUGAAGAAAGUUGUCUGCUUGUGGUGAACAUGCCGAGUGUUGUACGAGAGGGAAAUUAUCAUCAUUCUACUUUGAAGAAUAAUUGUCAGCGGGAAUCUGCGUUAUUCCCUUAUCUAUUAGAUCAUAUGCUAUCUAUCCAUACCUAUGUUACCUUUAUAAUUCGCCAUUUAUCGGCACAGUUCAUAGUUUUCUGUAAUUUAUCUCGAUGUAGAUUGUUGUCAACAUGCUGUUCUCCGGUGCGUUGCUUGUGCGCAUGUCUGCGGCCGGAAGUCGUCAUUUAUAUGAUUAACCAAUCAAAUAAUUGUCCCGACACGUGAAUUUAUUCGCGGGACACUAUCCCGAUUUCGGGACUUCUAGACUAAAAACAUCAGUCACGUCUCAGCAGCCAGAGAGAUCGGUAGGUUUAUUUAAGGUUCAGAACCGCUAACCAGGUUCGAGCGUGACUCACUCUCUAUUUUUCCUAGGGAACAAUUCCUAUCGUCUGUCAUGUAAGGUAGAACUAUAUUUAACAGGGAUUCCCCUGAUUUACGUCAUUUACAUUAUCUAGGUCAAUUUUACGCACGUCUGUUUACAUUUACUAUCGUAGUGACUUAGUGCUUUUACAAGUGUAAAGCGGUAUUAUUGAAUGUGUUACAUAAGUGAAUUCAAGUUUAUACUGAAAUAUAUUUAAUCUGAGUAAGGUGACAUAUCUAUAGAAGUGAGUUUGGGAGACUAUUCAUUGGGUGAACGAUAAUUCAUUGUAUCAAUUUAUUACUAUCAUUCACGUUGGUCUGUGGUGUUUACAGUCAGCAUAUAA